This is a messenger RNA of Phascolarctos cinereus (koala), 3328 nucleotides long. It is a transcript of the gene TTLL12, whose product is annotated as tubulin tyrosine ligase like 12. Gene Ontology annotation, cellular component: cytoplasm. Gene Ontology annotation, biological process: protein modification process. The record is from RefSeq and is a predicted model, not a curated record. NCBI's taxonomy places the organism in Eukaryota, Metazoa, Chordata, Mammalia, Diprotodontia, Phascolarctidae.
GAGGAGGUGCGCCUGAGGCGGCGGCGGCAGCGGCAGCGGCAGCGGCCGUGGCAGCGAUGGAGGGCGGCGGCGAGGACUACAAGGCGUUCGUGGCGCUGCACGGGCCGGCGUUGCGAGCCUCCGCUAUCCCCGAGCGCUACUGGGACCGCCUCCUGCACAAGCUGCACCGCGAGAUAUUCGAUGCUGGUGAGAUGUUUGGAAUCAUGCAAGUAGAGGAAGUUGAGGAAGAUGAAGAUGAUGAUGAAGAAAUGCAAGAAGAAUUGAAAAAGAAACCAAAUCCGGGAAACGAGCUCUGUUAUAAAGUGAUUGUGACCAAUGAAAAUGGGCUUCGAGCGAGUGAUCCCAACAGCAUAUUUCUCAUUGACCACGCCUGGACGUAUCGCGUAGAACACGCCCGCCAGCAGCUGCUGCAGGUUCCAGGACUGCUGCACCGAAUGGCCAACUUGAUGGGGAUUGGAUUUCAUGGGGAAGUUCCAGAUGAGGGCUCCGUGGAACUUGUUCUGGAAGAAAUGUGGAAGUACAACCAGACCUACCAGCUCUCCCAAGGGACUGCAGAGGAAAAGGUUCCUGUGUGGUAUAUCAUGGAUGAAUUUGGAUCCAGAAUUCAGCACUCAGACAACCCAAGCUUUGCAACAGCACCCUUAUUUUAUAUGCCUCAGCAGAUCGCCUACACAGUUCUUUGGCCCCUGAGAGACCUUGAAACAGGUGAGGAGGUGACCCGGGACUUUGCCUAUGGAGAAAUGGACCAGCUCAUCCGGAAGUGCGUGUUGUUGCCUUGGGUUCCUGCAGACGUGUUGGACGUCAGCUCUUCCACCCCCGAGCCAUCGGAAGAGCACUACCAGGCCAUUUUGGAGGGAAACAAGGAGAAGCUUCCUGUUGGCAUAAGUCCACCAGCUUACCCCAAAGGCCAUGUUUUCAGGGUUUACACGGAUCUCCAGCAGGUGCUUAGCAACCUCAACCAUCCCCGCUUUCAGUUCACCACCGCGGAGGCCGAGGCAGACAUCUUGUACAAUUUCUCGCAUUUCAAAGACUACAGGAAAUUCAGUGAAGAAAGGCCUCAUGUGAUGCUCAACCAGUUCCCUUGUGAGAACCUCCUGACGGUGAAGGACUGCCUUGCCUCGAUCUCCAGGCGAGCGGGGGGGCCCGAAGGGCCUCGGUGGCUGCCCAGGACCUUCAACCUCCGGACGGAACUACCCCAGUUCAUCAGCUACUUCCAGCAGCGAGAAAGGAGGGGGGAAGACAAUCAUUGGAUAUGCAAACCAUGGAACUUAGCUCGAAGCCUGGACACUCACGUCACUAACAGCCUCCGAAAUAUCAUCCGGCUCCGAGAGAGUGCCCCCAAGGUGGUCUCCAAGUACAUAGAGAGCCCCGUCUUAUUCCACCGAGAAGAUGUGGGGAUGGUCAAGUUUGACAUCCGCUACAUCGUGCUGCUGCGCUCUGUCAGGCCCCUGAGGCUCUACGCUUACGACGUGUUCUGGCUGCGAUUCUCCAACCGGGCUUUUGCACUCAAUGACUUGGAUGACUAUGAGAAGCACUUUACCGUGAUGAACUAUGACCCAGACGUGCCUCUGAAGCAGGUUCACUAUGAUGAGUUCAUCCCCCUGUUUGAGAAGCAGUACCCAGAAUACCCGUGGCAGAGUGUGCAGGCCGACAUCUUCAAGGCCUUCACCGAGCUGUUCCAGGCCGCGACUGCCAAGCCCGCGCCCCUGGGAGUGUGUGACUACCCUUCGUCUAGAGCUGUGUAUGCCAUUGACCUCAUGCUGAAGUGGGACCAUACUCCUCCUCCUGACGGCAAGAAAGUCAUGCAGCCCCAGAUCCUCGAGGUGAACUUCAACCCUGACUGUGAGAGGGCCUGCAGGUACCACCCCAACUUCUUCAAUGACGUUUUCAGCGCCUUAUUCCUGGAUGAGACAAAGAACAGUCACGUGACCUGCAUCAUCUAGGCCCGGAUGUCCAUCCGUCCCGUCCCCCGCCACCAGGUGCUUUCUCCCUAAUGUGCUUCAGGGCUCUGAGCUGCCUGGGUCAGGGUCCUUCAGGGCCCAGAGACAGAGCAACUGUCCUGGGGGCUUUGGGGUCUGAGGCGCUGGACGAAGAUGGGGAAUGUCUGCUAGUAACCAGAGCAAGCAACUGACCGCAGCUCCAGUCACUUCUUGCAUCAAGUUUGCUUGGUGGGCAGGACCCCCGGGUCCCAUUCAUUCCCAGCCCAGGCAGACCUGGAUAUAUGUGUUCUUAUGUUCCCUCGCUGCCGGCCAGCAUCAGCAGGCGCUGCGUUCUGUGAUCUCCCCCCUUUCCAAGUGUAAAAUCUUCUGGAAUUGGGUUAUCCCCACACUUAGCAAGAAGGAAACCUUCACCAGCAGCCUCCCCACCACGUUCAGGAUCCUCCGAGGAAGAGGGUGAACGUCUGCCAAAGAACCUUUUUGGUCUGUGUGUAAUGAGAGCUCGUCUCGUACACGGUGAUUUACAGCCACAAAGCGCCUUCUUCACACAUAUCUGAAAUUGUUGGCAGGAUUUGUGUUCCCAUUUUACAGAUGAGGAAACUGAUUUACAGGAGCAGAGGUGGCUCUUCGCGGGUGCCAGAGGGGCUCAGACCUCGGCUCAGAUGGCUUUAUCAUCGUUUCAGGUGUGCAUACGCAUGUGUGAGCACAUGUGUCCCACUGCCUUCACCCACUGUCAUGUGCAUUUGUCUAGAUUUCAAGACUGAAUAGCCCUGAAUCUGCUUGGUCCCUAUUGGUUUUUUCUGAGGCCUGAACAUCUAAGUCUUUGUUUGUUAAAAAGCUUAAAGACUCUUUUUGAGGUGAGCCUGAAGAGGUUGUAUUUUGUUUUUUGUCUGAGAAACUGAAGUAUGUGCUGUGUUGUCAGUCACAGAAAGAGGCCUUCCUGUUCUCCUGUUUGGUCUGCAGCAGAAAUCCGUCGAGGGCCUGAGCCUGUCUCUGGGAUUGACAAGCCGUGCCUGGAGCACAUGGCUUGGGCUUCCUCAGUUUGCUCACCUACAAAAUGGGGCAGUAGUCCUCGCCCUGGCCACCUUCCUCCAUAGUGGGGAGGACACGUCACGUAAAUGUGAAGGCUUUGUUGCUACACAUCGCCGCACGGGCGGAAACGAUUGUUCUUUCUCCCCACGUUACCAGCCCAUGCCCCACAGGUCACUGACGUUUGGCUGAAGGACAGCUGCGGUUCCCUUCCUCCUGCUGAGGCUUUAUGGGAGAACAAGGAUCUUGAAUGUGUUGGGCUCCUCCCUCUUUGGUUUCCUCUCCUGGAGCUGGGCUGUUCUUUGCCCCCAUUCCUCCUUUGAAGAUUUGUAAUCACAAUAAAGUCCUACUUCUGUUUAUUC